AUGGAUUCAGUCAUAAUCUAUGUGAAAGCACGAGCAGAUCCCAACUGUUCGGAUGUGGUACCGUUCGAAGUUCCGAUCUUCGCUCCGCAUCGCCUCACCGCCUGGUUGGUUCGUACUGGUCGCCUGCAAAUGGACCGAGUGGCUUCGCAGCAAUUCUUCAGACACUUCACGGAGCAGCGAGCUCCUUGGAUGGAGGAUUCGGCUUAUGCUGCUACCAAUUACUACCCGUAUGGGCUAUAUGGUGACGAUGCUGAAUAUACGGUCACCAAAGAGAAGCUGCUGGUGAUUUUCAUGAGCUUCCCGCUACAAGAAUCGAAGAAGGUGCUGGAAACUAGAUUUCCGGUCUGUAUGCUCCGCACCGAAAGGAUCCUCGGGCCAGAAACGUUACAACCGAUCUGGGACUAUUUGGCAUGGAGCUGCAACUGCCUUAUCGAUGGUCGCUACCCGGGCAAAUCGCUUUCUGGAGAAGUGAUUAGAAGCUCCGACCCUCGUUGUGCACCUGGGAGUUUGCUCUGCGAGGAUGGUGCAAAGUUUCGCUUGGUCGAGCUGCGAGGCGACUGGAAAUGGCAUGUUCAGGGUUUCAGGCUCCGAGGACACUACGGGGCGAACAACGUGUGCCACAUAUGCCCGGCUUCGAAGACAGAUCCGAGAUUUCCCUACUGUGAUUUUCGGAGAAACCCUUGCUGGCGGUCUCAUGAGAGGUCCCACAGAGACUUCAUGCUGACUAUGUUGGGGGAGCCACUGAAUUCUCUUGUGUACGUGGCUGGCUUUCACUUUCGGUUCAUAAAGUAUGACACUAUGCAUUGCACGAACCUCGGGGUUGGACAAUUCACGAAUGGAGGUACAUUCAAGGAGCUCCUGAAGAUCAGUUUUUGGCCCGCAAGUGAUAGUACAGCUACGUUCCGUGCAGCCUACAAGUCCUUCAAAGCCUUCCUGUCAGCUCAGCACUUGAGCUGCUCCCAGCCACUGUUCAAACCGUAUAUGCUCGUGCAAACUGGCGAGGACUACGGCUUGUUUGCUUCCAAAGUUUCGACGUCAAGAUAG
Messenger RNA from Symbiodinium sp. CCMP2592, 1044 nucleotides. NCBI's taxonomy places the organism in Eukaryota, Dinophyceae, Suessiales, Symbiodiniaceae. The record is from the annotation of a GenBank genome assembly.